AUGCCACGCGAACAAGUUGAAUGGUUUACAAAAGAAUCAGUACAUGAUAGUGAUAAAAUACAAGCUCGGCAAAGAUGUACGUAUUAUUCAAUUGUAAAUGUUAACAAAAAGAAUUAUCCAUAUUUGAGUUCGUACGAACAAGAACAAACAUGGACAUUAACACGAACAAUAUCAAAUAAUCAUAAACGAUAUCAAUCGUCAAUAGAAAAUAUUCAUUUAACAAUGCCUACUUCAUCACUAAAAACAAAACGUCGUGAUUAUGAAAAUAUUAGUGUAAUAAAAAAUCGGUCGAAUUCACUUGUACCAACACAGAAAUAUACAUCGUCAUUAUCAUCAUCAUCAUCAUCAUCAUCGUUAUUAUCACUUCAUUAUCCUUCUAUUAAUAAGAAUUCAUUUGUUAAUCCAAUACAAAAGACAGUACCAGUCAAAGCAAUAACGAAAACUAAUUCCAAUUCAAAAAUCAACUCUAAAACUCAAAGUUCACUACCAUCAACGAAAUCGAUGCGCACGAUUCCUGUUACCGGAGACUUUGUCGUUCGAAUAUAA
Messenger RNA from Rotaria socialis, 546 nucleotides. Lineage: Eukaryota; Metazoa; Rotifera; Eurotatoria; Philodinida; Philodinidae. The record is from the annotation of a GenBank genome assembly.